UCAAGAGCACAUUUAGAGACAGCACCCGAUCAAAUCAUGACUCCAAACAUUAUUACCGAAGCUCAUUCCCACUCAUUCGGUUCUCGAAUGACUGUGGCUCAAAGAAAAGAGGCACAUGAAUUGAGAAAGACUCUCAAGCCAUUGAUGGAAAAAAGAAGGCGGGCUCGCAUUAACGAGAGCCUCAAUCACUUAAAAACACUUAUACUCCCUUUGGUCGGCAAAGACGCUUCACGCUAUUCAAAGCUGGAGAAAGCUGACAUUCUCGAAAUGACUGUGCGGUUCCUCAGAGACCUGCCUUCCUCAUCAGCUAAAGGUCAAACAGGCAGCUAUAAAGAGGGAUAUAAAGCAUGCUUGCAGCGCAUCUCUGCGAUGCUGCCGCAGUCUAACCUCGAAACAGAAACCCGUCAGCGCGUCAACGAGUUCAUCCAGCACUCCACGGUGUCUGCGACGUCCUCCUGCCAGAACUGCUGUUCUCAGAACUCCAGAAUGAUUUCACAAAUGCACCAGAGACUUGUGAGCUUGAGGAACAGCAGCUCUGCAACAGAGAAGCACUCCAUCAGUAGCGCUUCAGCUCCCAGUCAACCUCAGCCUGUGCCACAAGCAGCUGUGCACAUGUGGAGACCCUGGUGACCAAACAAAAGCCUUCGGGGAAAUUGUUUAGUAUUAACUCUGCAUAUUAUUUAUUUGUCAUAGUAGGUUUUAGUUAAAAUGUA
This is a messenger RNA of Carassius auratus (goldfish), 713 nucleotides long. Its product is annotated as transcription factor HES-2-like. Gene Ontology annotation, molecular function: protein dimerization activity. The record is from RefSeq and is a predicted model, not a curated record. The transcript is spliced from 4 exons. Lineage: Eukaryota; Metazoa; Chordata; Actinopteri; Cypriniformes; Cyprinidae. The coding region runs from base 37 to 630 and encodes 197 amino acids.